This is a messenger RNA of Alternaria postmessia, 987 nucleotides long. RefSeq lists its product as uncharacterized. Lineage: Eukaryota; Fungi; Ascomycota; Dothideomycetes; Pleosporales; Pleosporaceae. The record is from RefSeq and is a predicted model, not a curated record. The coding region runs from base 1 to 987 and encodes 328 amino acids. The transcript is spliced from 2 exons. Gene Ontology annotation, molecular function: NADP binding; oxidoreductase activity, acting on the CH-OH group of donors, NAD or NADP as acceptor.
AUGUCCACUCAAGAACCUCUCCGUCUAGGAUGGAUAGGCCUCGGAUCGAUGGGCCUGGCCAUGGCAACAAACAUCCAGAAACAUCUUAAAAAACACAGUCUACCGUUGUUGAAGUACUGGAACCGUACAAUCUCAAGAGGUGAUAGUUUGAAAGAUAUCGGAGGCACGCCAUGCCCCUCAAUUGCAGACCUGGCUCAAAACUGUGAUGUGAUAUUCAUCUCAGUCAGCGAUGACACAGUCCUCCGAUCUGUCACAGAGACCAUCUUAAGCAGCGGCUCCAUAACCUCCAAAACUUUUGUGGACACAACAACAGUCCACCCUACCACCACAUCAACUAUCACCAACAACUUCACCUCCGCGGGCGCCUUCUAUAUCGCCACCCCCGUCUUCGGCGCCACGCCCCUCGCCGUCGCUGGCCGUCUGCUGGUCGCCGUCGCUGGUCCUCCUUCUGCUAUCGAACUUGUUCUCCCCUUUCUCGAAAAUGUUAUCGCGCGCACUGUUAUCAGAGUUGGUUCCGAGCCCUCCCAAGCCCUUCUGCUGAAAACGACAAGCAACUUCAUUACUGCGGGUCUCAUGAUGCUCCUUAGUGAGGCGCAUGUAGUAGCUGAGAAAACGGGCCUGCCAGCAUCUGUUCUUGAGUCUCUGGUUGAAGAGAACUUUGGAGCCUACGCACAUGGUGUUUCGAAACGUUUAACUAGUGGGAGCUAUUUACCUGCUCCUGGCCAGGCACCUUCUUCAGGGUUGGAGCUUGGAAUCAAGGAUGUCGGCCAUGGAGUUAGUCUUGCGAAACAAGCGGGUAUGACGUUGGGUAUUGGAGAAAUGUAUCUUGGGGCAGCGGAGGAGGCGAAGGCCUAUGGAGAUGAGAUGGGAAGAAGAUGUGAUAGUAGUGCUGUUUUUGGAAUUGUGAGGAAGAGAGCUGGCUUGGAUUUUGAGUCAGACCGUGUUCAAGAACGAGAUACAGAGAGGCAGGGUGAGGGGAUGAAGUAA